AACAACAACUACAAUUAUUUACAAAAUGGAGGGUGCAGAAACUGUCCACGUUAAAACGGACACCGCCGACUACACAUUGAAAGGACAUAUGUGCGAACUUUCAGCAUUUGCGUUUGUGCCUACCAAACGUGAUAACCCACCAGAAAGAACAGUAUUUAAUUCCGUAGGAAAGAUCCGGCACCCUGAGUCCACCUACGACCGACUCUUUCCACCGAAAUUAGGAUUUGACAACAAAUUACAUCGCUGUGACAGGGAGCAUGCCAAACUGCAGGGACUGACUGUCAAUGAAGAGGAAAAUUCCAAGGUGGUCCCCACUUUGUCUUCGUCUGUGUAUGGUCACCGGAUGCACAAGAGCUAUGACAAACAGGAUCGAGCUCAUGUACGAAUCGCAUUAGUUAAGGCGGAGUUCUUCAGAAGAAAUGGGAUUCCAUAUCCAGAAGAUAAAAAUUAAUGAACACUUGGAAAACCUUCCCCCCCCGAUGUAUGUGUUAAAGUGACCAUUAACAUUUGUAGUGAUGUCUUUCAAUUUAUCAUUGCAUUUGGUAAACUAUUUCAUUCAACUUGAAAGAAUGUACUGUUUAUGCAAUAAUGUAAUAAGUUAGGAGCUGUAUAAAUCAUAUAUAAUUUAGAUUCCAGUAUAUUGUCUUGUAUAGGUUUAGAAAGAUGAAGUUUAUUUUAUAUCAGUAUUCAUUUAUGCAAUAAUAUAAUGAGUUAAGAGCAGUAUUGUUUACGGUUUAAGCUGUCAUUUCUGACAUUUGCCAAAUGUGUUUUAAAAGUUGAAUUUGGCAAAUAUAUGUCAUUACCAAAUGAAUUACCAUUGACAUCCAAUAGCCGAUGAUUAAUAAAUCAAUGUGCUAUUUUUUUUAAUAAUUCUGUUUAGCUAAAUGAAUUUGGCUACAGAUUUUAAAAAUAAAAUUUGCCAAAGUGCCAUUGAUUCUUGACGUGCAGCUUAAACCCUGUGUUUGGUAUAUAAUUUACAUUCUAGUGUAUUGACUUGUAUAGGUUUAGAAAGAUGAAUAAUGUGUGCCCCACAACCAAACACCUAUUUCAGGGGCAUAGGCUGGGGGGUUCGGACCCCACCCCACCCCACCCCCGCUGAAGCAAAUGGUCCACUUUCAGAACAGUUUCUGGUGGUGCAAAACAAAAUAGAAAAAGUGUCCACUUGGUUCAUAUUCGAACCCCCUGAGGUCCAGAUCAUACUGCAAUCUCCAGAGGAGUAACAUAAUGUGAUAUUUACACUGCUUUAUAUUUACACAUGUGUGUCCUUUUCUAGCUUCCUUAACAACUGUAUAUAGUGGAUACGGAUUGGUAUAUUAUUUAUUUUACAAUAUAUGGUCAGACCUGCUUAAAUAGUCACCUAGAACACUUGUUACUGGUCUCACAAAUGAUAUACUGUGGUAUAUAUUAACCUGUAGUAAGCAGCCACCUGUCUUAAUUAGUCACCUAGAACACUUGUUACUGGUCUCACAAAUGAUAUACUGUGGUAUAUAUUAACCUGUAGUAAGCAGCCACCUGUCUUAAAGAGUCCCCAGUUCACUCCUUUGGGUGGCUGCUUAAUGUAAGUUUUAUCUCUGUGUGUUAUUUGUCAAAUAAUCUGCUAGAGAAUGUUACAAGUUUAGUUUCUUUUAAAUAGGUAUUCAUUUCCAUUUACUGGUAUUGUACUUUUUUUUUAAAACCUCCCAUAAUAUUGAGUAAUAUUUUCAGCUUUUCUUAUGUAACUGGGAUACAUGUCUAGAUAGGUUUCUUUAGCCCAUUUUUAAAACUUAUUAAAAACAAAAGUGUACAUUUUAUGAUAAUAAAUUUAUUUGUCCUUUUA
Messenger RNA from Gigantopelta aegis, 1816 nucleotides. RefSeq lists its product as uncharacterized. Bases 26 to 451 code for a protein of 141 amino acids. The record is from RefSeq and is a predicted model, not a curated record. The transcript is spliced from 3 exons. NCBI's taxonomy places the organism in Eukaryota, Metazoa, Mollusca, Gastropoda, Neomphalida, Peltospiridae.